This is a messenger RNA of Branchiostoma belcheri (Belcher's lancelet), 1943 nucleotides long. RefSeq names its product cholinesterase 2-like. Gene Ontology annotation, biological process: choline metabolic process; acetylcholine catabolic process. The record is from RefSeq and is a predicted model, not a curated record. Gene Ontology annotation, molecular function: acetylcholinesterase activity. The coding region runs from base 186 to 1517 and encodes 443 amino acids. Gene Ontology annotation, cellular component: plasma membrane. NCBI's taxonomy places the organism in Eukaryota, Metazoa, Chordata, Leptocardii, Amphioxiformes, Branchiostomatidae. The transcript has 4 exons.
CAGAGCUAUGCGUAAUAUAUCAAGGGAAGAGGUGCUGUUGACAGACGGGGGUCGGGGCGGUUAGCUCAUUCGUUAGACUUUAAAUACAUUGACAGACUUACAUUCCACAGGAGGACAACCGCAGUGAGGACUGCUUAUACCUGAACGUGUGGCAGUCUCCCUCUCAGCCGCACGAUGGCGCUGUUAUGGUGUGGAUCCAUGGGGGAGGGUUCAUAACUGGUUCUGCCACCAAAUGGGGUUUGGCGGGACAAUUUCUGGCUGCCACGGAACACCUUCUGGUCGUCAGCAUGAAUUACCGGCUGGGGGCCCUGGGGUUCCUGGCCCUCGGGACGGACGAUGCCCCAGGGAACAUGGGACUGCUGGACCAGCAGCUGGCCUUACAGUGGGUACAGGACAACAUAGAGAGGUUCGGGGGGAACCCGGACAGGGUGACCAUUUUCGGAAGAAGUGCAGGAGCAGCCAGUGUCCACUUCCACCUCCUAUCCCCCUCCAGCAGUGGUCUGUACCAGCGCGCCAUUCUACAGAGCGGAGCGGCCUUCUGCAACUGGGCCCUUACACCGAGGGACGCCGCCAUGGCCCGAGGGCGCGCCCUCGGCUCCGCCCUGGGCUGUCGGCAGCCCGAGGUCCAGGACAUGGUGGCCUGUCUGCAAAGUCGUUCUGCGGAGGACAUUGUGAACAACCAACCACAGGCUCUUUUGGAUUUUGGUUUUACCCCGGUGGUUGAUGCGAAUUUUCUGCCCUCUCACCCGUCAGAUAUGGCCGAAGAACGCCCCCCUCCCACUGUUGACGUCAUGGCUGGUUUCACAACCAAUGAAGGUUCUUUGUUCACAGCUAGGGAAACAUCGCUGGGUUUCAACCGUUCAACGGACAGUUUCAUCAACAAGAACCAGUACAUCAAAACUAUCCAAGCGCUCCUGCCGACUCUGAAUGAGUUUGGAAUCGACGCCGUGGCGUUUGAGUACACGGACUGGCGAGGCCUGGACAACCCGGCAGUGUACCGGGACGCCGCGGAGAACAUGGUCGGGGAUUACUCCUUCAAGUGCCCGGUGAUAGAAGCCAGCCUUGCACGUGCUCGUGUCGGCGGGAAGGUGUACAUGUACCAGUUUAACCACGUCGUAUCAAAUCUGCCACCGUCGUCGUGGACUGGAGCAAUGCACAGUUCCGCCUCCUCCUUGGUCUUCGGUUUGCCCCUGAAUCCGUCUGAGAAUUUUACCCAGGAUGAAGAUAGACAGUCGAGGAAAAUGAUGCGAUUCUGGACCAACUUUGCGAAGACAGGGGACCCCAAUGAUCCUGGGACCGAGACGUGGCCACCCUACAACCAGACGGACCAGUCUUACAUCGUGCUGGACACACAGCCGGUCCGAGUUGCGCAGUGGCCCAGGACCAGGCCUUGUGCCUUCUGGCGGGAGUACCUCUGGCAACUGCAGGAACAAACAGAUGCUAGCAGCGCCACCACCACCCUUCCCGCCAUCCUCCUGCUCCUCAGCAGUGUCACCGGUCUUCUUCUGUUUGCGUAGAUUCGUCCUGCUACCGACGACGUCAUCAUCACCGACGUCAUCACCGACGUCAUCACUGACGUCUCACCAACGUCAUCACCGACGUCAUCACCGACCAUCGCCUUCCCCGUCAUCCCAACUGCUGCCAUCCGAACCGGAAGUGGAUCAAGCGACCCGGAAGAAAAAUCAACCGUCGUAACAGACGUCAGAUGAGACGUCAGCCUUAGAGAAAGUCGGUUCAUUUGAAUGUCUGAUAACUUGUGUGACUGAUGAUUUAGAAAUACGUCUCAGCUCGAUCGAAGCCAAAGUUGGCCACUUGUGCAUAUGUGUGCAGGCAUUCCAACUCUAAGUGUACUAAAUGCGUGCCCUGUAUACAUUGUUUAUCAAACUUAUUUGAAAUAUUUCCCAACGGAGAGUUGCUUAUUAAACUCAUUUGAAAUAUUUCUC